AUUGCCUCUUGUGAGCCCUCCCCUGAGCGUGGGAGGGAACAGAGGCGCCAGUGCCAUCGUGUCCUUGGGUCUGUGUCCCCCAGGGAGCAGCCCUGGGCCUGCCAGGACACCAGAGCAGAGGCCAGGGAGCCUGAGGUGCUGCCUGGUACAGCUGCUGCUCCUGGGGCUCUCUGCACAGGUGUCCAUCCUCCACUCCCCUCGUUUUGUAACCCCUGGGGCUGCGUUCUGGGCUCUCACUCAGGUGUGCUGGUCCUGGAGCCUCUGCACUUCGCAAAUGAAGCCCCUCGGGGGGACCUCGCCGGGACAGGGGGAGGAGGAGGAGCAGGGAGCGGCCCAGGGGCGGCGGCGGCGGCAGCGGCACAGGACGAGCUGCCGACCCAGCCCCUCACCGCGGAGGGAGCAGCAGGCAGAGCUGGCCGGGCUCCCCGCAUCUCCGGAUGAAGGCAGGAUGAGCAGUCCCCAGGGACACCCAGCUGGGGCUUUGGCCACGAGUGAGCAGAGCGUGGAUCAAGUCAGCGAGGAUCCAGGCAGGGCCGUGCAGGAGCCGGCUGUGCACCCUGGGGACAGUGACAGGACUAAAGAAGAUGCUGAAACCCCGGAGGAGCCACUGCUGAGUCUCCCCAGUGAGCUCUCAGUGCUGGACAGACUUGGCUUGAACAGGGUGGCUUUGACAGAGCAGGAUCUGGAGGCAGCCUUUGCCCACCUCGCCCUGGCUUUUCGCUGCGACACGUUCACCCUGCAGCAACGGGUGCAGGUGGAGAAACGGGCACGGGAUGCAGCAGAGGAAAACAUCCAGGAGGAGCUGGGGCAGUGCCGAGCUGCCCUGGAGAGGCUGGGCCGGUCCUGUGCCAGUGCAGGCUGCAAGGAGACGCUGGAGCAGCUGCAGCACAACCUGGCCGUGCUGUCAGCGGCCGUUGGGCGGGCAACCAGUGCUGCGGAGAAGCUGGGGGCUGUGCACCAGGAGGCCCGGAUGAGCCGAGCAGCAGAGGUGAUGGUCCAGCACGUGGAGAACCUGAAGCGGCACCACAUGCGGGAGCACGCGGAGCUGGAGGAGAUGAAGCGCCUGAUCCAGCAGAACUCCCGCAACCGGCAGCUGGCGGAGACCCAGGAUGAUGUGGAGCCACGGCUGAGACCUCACCCCCUGAAGAGAACUUUCCAGCAGGGGUCUGCCCGCCGCAGGGUCAGCAUCGCCGUCAUCCCCAAGCAGCUCCUGCCAGGUGCCAGCCUUGAGAGCCGAGCAGCCCCAGCAGCUGACCUGGAGCCAGAGGCGGCCCAGCGCUGGCCCAGCACCCAGAGGACUGAGCUGGAGCCACAGGGCCAGGACAGCGCCGUGACCGGGAAGCUGGUGGCAGAGGCAGAUGGCAGAGGCUCAAGCACUGGGGAUGAGGAGCCAGAGCAGCUUGAACUGACGUCCAAGGGGUCUGCAGCGGAGCUCUGGCGUCCCUGGCUCUUCUUCCCACAGCACUACUGGGUUUUCUUCUGGCUGCUUCUCCUGAGCAUCGCCUUCCUCCUCCUCAUCCGUGUCCUGGAGUUGCAGCGGCUGCAGUCUGCAGCCUCAUCCAAGGCCUAGCUGGACCAGGGAGGGGAAGCUGAGAGACAUCUCUGCUCCUCCCCCAUGUCCUAAACCACCAAAACCCUAGAAUAAUAAAA
Molecule: messenger RNA, 1650 nt
Organism: Prinia subflava (tawny-flanked prinia)
Lineage: Eukaryota; Metazoa; Chordata; Aves; Passeriformes; Cisticolidae
Product: inositol 1,4,5-triphosphate receptor associated 2-like
Exons: 15
Coding region: 275-1570 (431 amino acids)
Cellular component (GO): endoplasmic reticulum membrane
Source: RefSeq, a predicted model, not a curated record